Molecule: messenger RNA, 3397 nt
Organism: Chinchilla lanigera (long-tailed chinchilla)
Lineage: Eukaryota; Metazoa; Chordata; Mammalia; Rodentia; Chinchillidae
Gene: Tada2b
Product: transcriptional adaptor 2B
Biological process (GO): chromatin remodeling; regulation of transcription by RNA polymerase II
Cellular component (GO): nucleus; SAGA-type complex
Molecular function (GO): transcription coactivator activity; zinc ion binding; chromatin binding
Source: RefSeq, a predicted model, not a curated record
CGGGCGGCGGGGGAGCGGGGGAAGAUGGCGGAGCUGGGCAAGAAGUACUGCGUGUACUGCCUGGCCGAGGUGAGCCCGCUGCGCUUCCGCUGCACCGAGUGCCAGGACAUCGAGCUGUGCCCCGAGUGCUUCUCGGCCGGCGCCGAGAUCGGUCACCACCGACGCUACCAUGGCUACCAGCUGGUGGACGGAGGGCGCUUCACGCUCUGGGGACCCGAGGCCGAGGGCGGCUGGACCAGCCGCGAGGAGCAGCUGCUGCUGGACGCCAUCGAGCAGUUCGGCUUCGGGAACUGGGAGGACAUGGCCGCGCAUGUGGGCGCUUCUCGGACCCCCCAGGAGGUGAUGGAGCACUACGUGAGCAUGUACAUCCACGGGAACCUGGGCAAGGCCUGCAUCCCCGACACCAUCCCCAACCGCGUCACCGACCACACGUGUCCCAGCGGGGGCCCCCUCUCGCCCAGCCUCACCACGCCACUGCCCCCGCUUGACAUUUCGGUGGCUGAGCAGCAGCAGUUGGGCUACAUGCCGCUGCGGGACGACUAUGAGAUCGAGUACGACCAGGAUGCCGAGACGCUGAUCAGCGGGCUCUCGGUGAACUACGACGACGACGACGUGGAGAUCGAGCUGAAGCGCGCGCACGUGGACAUGUACGUGCGCAAGCUCAAGGAGCGACAGCGCCGCAAGAACAUCGCGCGCGACUAUAACCUGGUGCCCGCCUUCCUGGGCAAGGACAAGAAGGAGAAGGAGAAGGCGCUGAAGCGCAAGAUCACCAAGGAGGAGAAGGAGCUGCGGCUGAAGCUCAGGCCGCUGUACCAGUUCAUGUCGUGCAAGGAGUUCGACGACCUGUUCGAGAACAUGCACAAGGAGAAGAUGCUGCGAGCCAAGAUCCGCGAGCUGCAGCGCUACCGGCGCAAUGGCAUCACCAAGAUGGAGGAGUCGGCCGAGUACGAGGCUGCGCGGCACAAGCGGGAGCGGCGCAAGGAGAACAAGAGCCUGGCGGGCUCUAAGAGGGGCAAGGAGGACGGCAAGGACGGCGAGUUUGCGGCCAUCGAGAACCUGCCCGGCUUCGAGCUCCUGUCGGACCGCGAGAAGGUGCUGUGCAGCUCUCUGAACCUGAGCCCGGCGCGCUAUGUGACCGUCAAGACCAUCAUCAUCAAGGACCACCUGCAGAAGCGGCAGGGCAUCCCCUCGAAAAGCCGCCUGCCCAGCUACCUGGACAAAGUCCUGAAGAAGCGCAUCCUCACGUUCCUCACCGAGAGCGGGUGGAUAUCGCGGGACGCGUCCUGAGGCAGCCACCACAGCUAGGAGCCAAUGGCUUGGGGAGGGGGUGCUCCCCGGUGUUGCUCUUUUUAAAGAAAUCGAGUUCCUUUUUUAAGGUGUAAAGUCUUCUCGUGGUCCUCUGCAAGCAGCGGGCUUACAGUGGAUCUCAGGAGACGGAGGCGCGGCAGCUCCAUCUGGAGAAUGUGAUGAAGCUGGACGGUGUCUUGUGUCCCAUGAGCCUUCUUCCCUUUGGUGCGAAAGCUAUUGCUGAGGGUGCCGGGAGCGAUGUGCCCUUGCCGGGCCGGCAAGCUGUCGGCUUUUCUCUGGUGGCACAAGCUCUUCUCAGGUGGGGCUGCUGGCGCCCUUUUCUGAGCCCACUGCUGCCCCCGGCACGUGGCACUUUACAGAGGCAGGCUGGGUGGGGCCCUCUGCACACAGCAGACGCGACGCCUAGGAAGCCCUUGUUUGCACACAGAUGACACUGCACUCUUGGCAGCACCCAGGCUCUCCCCCGGGGUCCUGGCUGCCUCCCUUGGAACAUCCGGGUCGCCACGAGCAGGAGGGCAAUCGGGGAGGGAUGUAGGACCGUGGGGGCCGCUGGUUUCCCAGGUGCCUGAUGCUGCUGUCCCUGUAGUGUGUUCUAAACUUGGAAGCCCCUGUGUGAGAGCACAUGGCUGAGUCCUGUGUUCGCGUCCUCAGGAUUUCUGUCACAGCUGCACCCUUCCCACUGAAAAAGUGUGACCACGUUAGCCAGGCUAAGUGAAUUACUAGGGUGUGGCCAGACCCGCUGCCCGCCAGCUGAGCAGAGCCCUGGGCAGUGUGCAUGGCUACUGGUGAGGGCAGAGCGCCCAGAUGAGCCUCAGCGCACACGUGCUGGCUCCGCGUGGAGUCACAAACCAAGAGCUUGACGCCAGGCACCUUUAGGGCCCGCCUGGUACCUUCCUGCUAAACCUGCAGAAGUUGCUCGUUUUCCUGCAGCUCAGGGCUCUGCUCAGACCGCACUCCAGGGCCCCUGGAGCGACCACAGACCCUGCCCCUCCCUCCCAUGCUUGGCCUGCCCCAGCCUCUUUAGGUACAAGAGCCUGUUUACCUCUGAACAUUUGGGCUUGAAGUUACAUACAUUAAACUGAAGAAUGAAAAACACCUCCUCAUUUCCAAGGACUUGAUUAUGUGCCUUUUCUUUUUACAUCCUCUGUCCCCUAGGGUAAGUUUUCAGCAUUAAAUAAAACAUUUCAGACACACUGCAGAUGGCUUUAGCUGUAAAGUGCAUGGCGGACCUGCGGCCAGGCGCAGGAUCUGUCUCCAUGCCUGAGCCAGUGAGCUCUGGGCUUGCUCAUGAGGACCAGCCCUGCACUGCCCCCUGCAGGGUGAGCGUGUUCGCCAGCGCUGGUUGGCGGGGAGCCCGAAAGGUGCCGGGAUGGCUCUUGCUCAGCUGACGGUGUCUUAGCCAGUGUGUGGCGAACACAGGUGCAGUUGGGUCCCAUGCGAUCCUCCGGAGUCAGAAAUCCAGAGGCUUCUGGGGUGCAGUCCAGCUGCUGUUCUUGAGCUGUGUGGGAGCCGAAGACGGCGAGCCCCCUGUCUUCCCCAUCCUGGGGUCCCCGGGUUGACUUUCUACCCAGAAUCCUAGUUUGGAGAGGUUUGGACUGUCUUAUUUUUCCUGUAAAGUGAUAGCCAGACCUACACUAGCUUGAGAAGCAGAGGAUCCUGUGUGGCCCAGGCCGAGAGCUGUUAGAUGUGCUUCCGCAGGUUUGUAGUGUGUGUAUUUUGACGGUAUGAAGAAUUUAUUUAGGCUUGACUGUUUUAAAACACCACAAUGAAUGUAUAAUUAAUUUAUGUUGAGAUAUUAGUGUUACAAGGGAAAAGUAAUUCCAGGACGGAUGCCUGUCGUCCCACCUGCCCCAGCUGUUCUGUCACAUCUCUGCUGUUCGCUCAGAACCUGAAAUGUUUCUAUUUAAUUCUCACGAUGAAUCAGCUACCACAAUCCCACCGAGCGAGGUCCUUCCCAAACUUAACUCUGUCUUUGAGUCAGAAAAGGCCAUGCUCUCGGGAGGCCAGCAUUCCAAGAAUGUAUUCAAAGCUGCAACUCCGGCUACUGUUUUUAUUGUCCUUUUACAUAUUAAAGAGGUUGAGAACAAAA